UGGGCGGAGACAGAAACACAGCGAGGGAGGGAGAGGAAGUGGUGAGGAUGCUCUAUGGUGGCUGCAGCACUUUGCUACUCAUCUCACAACAGUCACUUAGUCAUUUUAUAUCAGACAACAACGGUCUGUUAUCUGUGCUUCACUGACCUGUAUUCACCAUCUACAUAUGACCAUGCCUGUUAAGGAGCAGCGUAUCUGGAAAAUGUAGUUUCGGUAAAGCCGAUUGAAGUUGUUCAUCACUGAGGGGAAACACGGAACUCAGGUGUUGGAGGAACGACGGCAGAGCUUCCUUCUAAUCAAGUUCUCUCUGUCCAAAAGAUGUCAACUGACAGUGUAGGAAGAGGAACCAAAACCUCUAAAGCAUCAAAGGAUCCUAAAAGGCCCACAGCGUCCACUCUGAAAGGAGCCAUCCAGCUGGGUAUCGGGUACGCUGUGGGAAACCUGAGCUCCAAACCAGACAGAGAUGUUCUCAUGCAGGACUUCUCUGUGGUGGAGAGCGCCUUCCUGCCCAGUGAUGGCAGCAACCUGACUCCAGCUCAUCACUUCCCAGAUUUCCGUCUGAAGACAUACGCACCGCUGGCCUUUCGUUACUUCAGAGAGCUGUUUGGCAUCAAGCCAGAUGACUAUCUGUACUCCAUCUGUAAGGAGCCUCUGAUCGAGUUGUCCAACCCCGGUGCCAGUAGUUCGUGGUUUUACCUCACCAGUGAUGACGAGUUUAUCAUUAAGACUGUGCAGCAUAAAGAGGCUGAGUUCCUGCAGAAGCUGCUUCCUGGUUACUACAUGAAUCUGAAUCAGAACCCAAGGACGUUGCUACCCAAGUUCUACGGUCUUUACUGCAUCCAGUGUGGUGGCAUCACCAUCCGUGUAGUGGUGAUGAACAAUGUGUUGCCACGUGCUAUGAAGAUGCACUAUAAGUACGACCUGAAGGGUUCCUCGUACAAGCGUCGUGCCUCACGCAAAGAGAGUGCCAAGCUCUCACCCACAUUCAAAGACUUAGACUUCCAGGAAAUGCAUGAGGGCCUGUACUUUGACCCAGACACCUACAACGCUCUGAUGAAGACUCUGCAGCGGGACUGUCGGGUCCUGGAGAGCUUUAAGAUCAUGGACUACAGCCUUCUGCUGGGGAUUCAUGUUUUGGACAGGAAGCCACUGCACAGAGGAAGUCGAUGUGACAGCAGGAGAGGACAGAAAGUCCUUUACUCCACUGCCCUUGAGUCCAUCCAAGGGAAUGUGAAGGCACCUGAAUCGGUGGCUGAUGAUGAGACGUUGGGUGGAAUUCCUGCCAAACACAAAGAUGAGAACCUGCUCAUCUUUUUAGGAAUCAUUGACAUCCUUCAGUCCUACAGAUUUGUUAAGAAGGUGGAACAUUCCUGGAAGGCUCUUGUACAUGAUGGUGACACAGUGUCGGUUCACAGGCCUAGUUUUUAUGCGGACAGAUUUCUGAAAUUCAUGAGCUCAGUUGUAUUCAAAAGGCUUCAUCCUUUAAGAGGAGCAUCUUCAAAGAAGAAGAGGAAUUCCCUUUGUGCACCAAAGUCAGCCUCUCAGGAGUUUCUGUCCCCUCAAAAGGAGGACAAGAAAGAGGAGAAGAAGGCCCAAAGCAUGGACAACCUGGAUGGAAACUUUCACAAUUCCUCUAAACGGCCAGAUCUUCUUCUGAGAUCUACUGUUUCAUUUGAGUCUACCAAGAAUGAUGAAGAGGAUCUUGAAAGCAGUGAAGACCGACGAGCCUCUAGUUCAACAGUCGCUCUGGACGAUCCUCUGCCGUGCCUCAGGAGGAGCCAAUCGUAUUCUGAACUGGACGUCUACUUGUGAGAAGAAAUGAGUGAUGGUUCCUCUGCCACCACUUGUACUUCUCACCUUUUGACCUUCCAGUCCCGUGGUGCUGAGACACCAGUGUAAAGGCAGUUACAACAGUUUCAACCUUUAUUUGUGUCAGUUUCAACCUUGUGCCUCUGUGACUUCUCUUUUUGAGUCAAACUUUACGUGCCAAAUCACUGAUUCUUUAAUAGAAAUCCCAUCAGUAACAGAUGUGGAAUCGGUCAACUAACAAGCAAAAACAAUGUCGUGUGUGUGUGUGUGUGUGUGUGUAUGAAUCACUGAACCACUGUGACACUAUGAAACUUUUUUCUCUCCUUUUAUUCUAUACACUCUGCUGCUAAUUUCACAAUAGUACUAGCAAAAAAUAUUUAGUUUAGUUUACGAAUGUCCUAUCCUCUUGAAUGUCUCAUUUUGUUUUAGAUUCUCAGAGGCUGGAUCCCUGAGGAAAUUAACUGCUGUUAUUUGAUGUUACAGGAAAAAAAAAGUCUUGCUGUUAUUUUUAAAUUGUGAAUUUAUACAUGUUUCUAAAUGGGGAAAAAUGCCACUUCAUUCUUUAAGACAGUCAAAUAUAAUUGCAUACAAUAUGUCACAUUAAUUUAACCUCUGUCCUCUGUGAAUUUUUUCAUUCAUACAUGCAAAUCUGCUGCCACCAUUACAGAAACAACUGCUAUUGUAGUCUUGUAUGUUAGAGAACGGCAUCAUUUUCUUCAUAAUUAUUACAACAAUAUACUGUUUUAUCUCAUAUUUUCAUGUAAAGUAUUCUUCUCUCAUUCCUCCACGAGAAUGUACAUUUUUGUGUUAACUGUGAUUGAACAAAAGCUGUGCUCAUUGUAAACUGUUGUGAAUCCUGCAGGUAAAUAAUUGACUGAUGACUGCCUUCUUUCUCCACAUGCCUUAAAAAGUUUAAAAAUCAAAGCUUUGAUGUGACUUGUAGACCUUCAACUGUAUUACAGCAAUACUUUGGACCAAUAUUUUUGAAAUAAA
Molecule: messenger RNA, 2802 nt
Organism: Monopterus albus (swamp eel)
Lineage: Eukaryota; Metazoa; Chordata; Actinopteri; Synbranchiformes; Synbranchidae
Gene: pip5k1ba
Product: phosphatidylinositol-4-phosphate 5-kinase, type I, beta a
Exons: 14
Coding region: 319-1812 (497 amino acids)
Biological process (GO): phosphatidylinositol phosphate biosynthetic process
Cellular component (GO): plasma membrane
Molecular function (GO): 1-phosphatidylinositol-4-phosphate 5-kinase activity
Source: RefSeq, a predicted model, not a curated record